AACAAUAUUGCUGGUGAUAAUAAACUGUCAAAAUAAAAAUAUUGAACUAUUGGCCUUACAAAUGGUUUGCGUUUAAUUCUAUAAAUUAAAAGUUAUUCAGAUUUUUACAUUUUUUUAUUGUUUUGCAUAUUGAAGUUUUUCCUGUUGCCUAAAAAUGCUGGUCUGAAACUGGGUUAUAUAUACCAACUUAUAAAUAUUUUACAUGAAGUGUUUUUAUUGAAUCGUCCAAUUUAGAAGGAAUUGAUAAAUUGAUAAAAAUUUAAUAGCGUUAAUAAAAUAAUUGUGAAAUAUAUCUGUCAAACUUUCAAGUAAAUAAUGUCAAGUGGUGAAGAUUCUGAUUCAGAUAAUACCCCGGAGCUUCGAGGAUAUUUAUCUAAAUGGACAAAUUAUAUUCACGGAUGGCAGCCUCGAUAUGUCGUUUUAAAAGACGGCACUUUAUCGUAUUAUAAAAGUGAAAGUGAUAGCGAUUAUGGUUGUCGGGGUGCCAUAGGUCUUCACAAGGCUACUAUUACCAGUCAUGAAUUCGAUGAAAACAGAUUUGAUAUUGCUGUUAAUAAUUGCGUAUGGUAUUUGAGAGCAGAAACUCCUGAAGAUAAAAUUCAUUGGAUUGAAGUUUUACAAUCUUACAAAACAGAAAGCAGUACUCCCGAAAAUGUUUCUUUGAGACGUCAUGGUAGCACACUUUCCAUUGAAUCUAAUAAUUUGUCAACAGAAAGUACCAACAGUUUGAAGCGAACCCAAAGAAAUUUAAGAGAAAAAAUUAAUGAAAUUGAAACAUUUAAAGAUAUUUUGUAUGGACAAAUAGAAAAUCUACAGAAAUAUUUUGAUGCCUGUGCAACUAUGGAAAAUAACGACAAAAUUAUUCCUCAAAACGGGAUAAAACCAGUUGACUUUAAAGGAGAAUCAAUCACAUUCAAAGCGACAACAUCUGGUGUUAUGAUAACCUUGCAACAUUGCCUUGAUAUUAUUACACAAAAAGAAGAACUUUGGAAGCAAAAACUAGAUAAAGAAAUUGAAAAAAGAAAGCGAGUGGAAGAGCUUUGUAAAAAAUUUAAAGAUGAAUUGGAAAAAAUAAAAAAUUCUUCCUAUCCUGGUCCAGAUUUAGAAGAAGGACCGCAUUCCACUAUUUUAGAAGAUGAAUUUUUUGAUGCCCUUGAAACUGGUUUAGACAAGAUCGAAGAAGAUCGUCAAUUACGAGUAAAAUUAAAAUUUCAAACCCAACAAUCUCAUACAAGUACAUCAAGCUCGCUACCUGGAGAUAAUACAGAAUUACUGGAAGAAUUAAAUAAAGAAAGUAAGCCAGUAGAUCAUCCAUUAUGGCCAGAAAUAAAUAGAAUUUGUGAAGAACAACUUCACUAUGCUAGAGAAGGUGUUGGCGAAAGUACAAAUGGCUGGCAAUUAUUUGCAGAUGAAGGUGAAAUGAAAAUGUAUAAACGUGAAGAAGAAGUGAAUGGUAUGGUUGUUGAUCCACUUAAAGCAUGUCAUAUGGUUAAAGGUGUUACAGCAAAAGAAAUGUGUCAUUUCUUUUUUUUCCCUGAAUAUCGUCAUGAUUGGGAGACUACACUAGAAGAAUGUACUGUUAUUGAAAGAGUAUCAACCGAUACAUUAAUAUUUUUGCAAACACAUAAACGGGUAUGGCCAGCUAGCCAGCGCGAUGCAUUAUUUUGGUCACAUAUGACUAAAAUUACUGAUAAGAAAGAUGAAGGAGCUUAUGAUACUUGGAUUGUCUGUAAUAAUUCUACGGAACAUCCAAAUUAUCCGGCCAAUACUGGCAAAUGUAUUAGGUUAUUUUUAACAGUUAUAUUAGUUUGUAACACAUAUGUGAAUAAAGAUAAAAAUAAAAGUGGACCAAUUACAAGAGAUGACCUUACAUGUAAAAUAACAUAUUGUUCAGUUGUAAAUCCAGGCGGUUGGGCACCAGCAACAGUUCUAAGAGCCGUCUAUAAACGCGAAUAUCCUAAGUUCCUAAAACGUUAUACGCAAUACGUGAUAGAACAGUGCAAGGAUAAUCCUAUAAUGUUUUGAUAUUUUAUAUUUUUAAUCACUUAAGAAAUUGUAUUUUAAAAUAGUGAAAUCGAAAAGUUGCAUCUUCAUACACUAAGGAUUAUUUAUCAUUAUUCGGUUUAGUUUUUUUUUGUUUAUUUGCUUAAAGUUUUUGUUAAAAAUUUAUACUUAUACCAAAAUAAUUAGGUUUACUAUAUAUACAUAACUCUACAUAAUAUAUUUUUAGUUUCAAGAAAAAAAAGAAGAAGAACUUUCCACAUAAUA
This is a messenger RNA of Condylostylus longicornis, 2268 nucleotides long. RefSeq names its product ceramide transfer protein (gene cert). The record is from RefSeq and is a predicted model, not a curated record. Gene Ontology annotation, molecular function: phosphatidylinositol-4-phosphate binding. NCBI's taxonomy places the organism in Eukaryota, Metazoa, Arthropoda, Insecta, Diptera, Dolichopodidae. Gene Ontology annotation, cellular component: Golgi apparatus. Bases 316 to 2025 code for a protein of 569 amino acids. The transcript has 2 exons. Gene Ontology annotation, biological process: ER to Golgi ceramide transport.